AUGCAGAAAGUUAUUAUCAUUUUUAUUGCUCUAUCAACCAUUCAAACGGUUCUCUCACAACUGACAGUGGUUGAUGUGUCAACACAGGCAUUGUGUACACAAACAGCUACACUAAACCCAGAUUCAGACGCUCGCUGGGCUCAAGCUGGUUUGGACACCAAUAUUGAUUGGGUCAUAGAAUGUGGUGAGAUUGUGGCAUAUAAAUUAGAAUGGUUUCCAGUCGGUAGUGGUAAGUGGUCAGGUUGGUAUGUCGUAGGUGUCAAUGAUAUUGAUCCGAAAGCGUAUGGACCACUACACACCCUCAAACGUAUGUGGAGCUAUUUUGCUGAUCAUCGUCAUACGUACAUCAUAUGUAAGCAAAAUAAAUUUGUGGGUUGUAAAUGUAAGAUUUAA
This is a messenger RNA of Rotaria sp. Silwood2, 393 nucleotides long. NCBI's taxonomy places the organism in Eukaryota, Metazoa, Rotifera, Eurotatoria, Philodinida, Philodinidae. The record is from the annotation of a GenBank genome assembly.